AUGGCUUCGACGAUGUUUGGAGCUGCAACCUCGAACAUUCGUACAAAACCCACCGCUAAGAUGCUUUGCGCCAUUUCUGGAGAAGCGCCCCAAUUCCCCGUAGCUUCGCGCAAGAGCGGCAAUGUCUUCGAGAAGCGCUUGAUCGAGGCGCAUAUUUCAGAGCACCACACGGACCCAGUAACGGGCGAAGAUCUUUCCAUGGACGACCUCAUUGAACUCAAAUCAUCUCAUGUCGUCAAACCUCGACCCCAAACCCUGACCUCUAUUCCUUCACUUCUGUCCGCCUUCCAGGCCGAGUGGGACGCGAUCGCUCUCGAGACCUUCACAUUGAAGCAACAGCUAUCACAAACGCGAAAAGAGCUUAGCACCGCGCUAUACCAGAACGAUGCAGCCACGAGGGUUAUUGCGAGGAUCACAAGGGAACGCGACGAGGCUCGAGAGGCGCUCUCGAAUGUCACGAUCAGCGGGGCUACAAAUGUUGAUGCGAUGCAAGUGGACAACCAGGAACUGUCUGAGGAAUUAGCGGCCAAGGUUGACGAGACAAUGCAACAGCUCUCGAGCACACGGCGCAAACGGCCUAUUCCGGAUGGCUGGGCCACUGCGGAAACGAUUGAAGCAUUUGAGCCCACGGACUCCUCCGAACCGCUCUAUCCCGGUAGCAGCAUCGUCUCUGUCGAUAAGGAGAAAGAUCUUGCCCUUUUCGGCGGAGCAGAUGGUGUUGCUGGUGUAUACUCCGUAUCACAAAAGCAGGUUGUGCAUGCUCUGAAGUGUGGAAGCGCGGUGACGGCGACAGCAUGGUGGGGGCCGCGCCAGGUUGUUGCGACCUCUGCAGGAGCAGUAAAAGUGUUUGAAGACGGUGCAGAGGUUGCACAGCUUGGGUCUCAUGCUGGGUCUGCCACGUCGCUGGCAAUUCACCCAAGCGGAGAUAUCCUGGCAUCAACUGGCGCGGAUAAGAGCUUCAUGUUCUACGACCUGACGAGCAUGAAGGUUGCUUCACACAUCUAUACCGACACAGAAAUCUUGUGCAGCGAGUUUCAUCCAGAUGGCCAUCUAUUCGGAGUAGGUGGGAAGGACGGGCAGAUCAAGCUCUUCGACGUAAAGACCGGAGCUAAUGCCGCCUCGUUUGACGCCGGCGGUGUGCCGAACAGUCUCUCGUUUUCGGAGAACGGCACUUGGCUUGCUUCGUCUAUCAAGGGACAGACUAGCGUGACUAUCUUUGAUCUCCGGAAGAUGCAGACCAUCAAGGUGCUUGAUGUUGGAAGUCCCGUCGAAAGCGUGCACUGGGACUACACCGGACAAUUUGUCGCGAUUGCAGGGCCAGGCUGCGUCUCGGUCCAGCAGUAUGUGAAGUCCUCAAAGAGCUGGUCAGAGCCGUUCAGGAAGGCUAUUCCCGCCAAGGACCUACAGUGGGGACCGGACGCAUCUUCUCUGGUUGUAUUGACGCCGGAGGGCGCCAUCAGCAUCUUGGGUUGA
Messenger RNA from Mytilinidion resinicola, 1473 nucleotides. Its product is annotated as Prp19-domain-containing protein. Gene Ontology annotation, cellular component: U2-type catalytic step 1 spliceosome; Prp19 complex; cytoplasm. The transcript has 5 exons. Gene Ontology annotation, biological process: mRNA splicing, via spliceosome; protein ubiquitination; DNA repair. Gene Ontology annotation, molecular function: ubiquitin protein ligase activity; protein binding. The coding region runs from base 1 to 1473 and encodes 490 amino acids. Lineage: Eukaryota; Fungi; Ascomycota; Dothideomycetes; Mytilinidiales; Mytilinidiaceae. The record is from RefSeq and is a predicted model, not a curated record.